Mobula hypostoma (lesser devil ray) is the source of this 4886-nucleotide messenger RNA. Its product is annotated as endoplasmic reticulum aminopeptidase 2-like. NCBI's taxonomy places the organism in Eukaryota, Metazoa, Chordata, Chondrichthyes, Myliobatiformes, Myliobatidae. The transcript has 19 exons. Gene Ontology annotation, biological process: peptide catabolic process; proteolysis. The coding region runs from base 156 to 2984 and encodes 942 amino acids. Gene Ontology annotation, molecular function: zinc ion binding; peptide binding; metalloaminopeptidase activity. Gene Ontology annotation, cellular component: cytoplasm. The record is from RefSeq and is a predicted model, not a curated record.
CUUUUGGACAUUGGUUGUUUGUCAGUCUUUUAUGUUCAGUUUAUUGGAACGUACGUUCUUUUGGUCUCUCAGUUUUCGGUGUUUUCCUUUCUUGUUGCCGAUUGUUUGUUGCCUGUUGAACACCCAAGUUGGUAUGGUCUUUCAUUGAUUCUGCUAUGGUUUUUAUUCAAUGGGUCAAUCGAGUAUGCCUGCAAGAAAACAAAUCUCAGGAGGAGUUCUAUAUGGUGGCAUUUCGGAGAAUGCCAUGCAAGAUGAUGUUGUCCACUAUUGGAGUGUUGAUUCAGGUCGUAUUGUGCCUUGGUGACCAGGAAAAUCAAGACUUUCCUUCAGCCACUAAUGGUCAGAUGUUCCCGUGGAACAAGAUGAGGCUGCCUGACAAGGUCGUUCCACUCCACUACGAUCUUCGGAUACACCCAAAUUUGACCACUUCAAACUUCACAGGAUUAACUAAGAUACAAGUUCUUGUCAGAAAAGAAACCAGCACCAUCAUCCUCCAUGCCAAGCACAUGGAUAUCAGUGGGGCAACUAUUGCAUUAACCAGGGAUGGAGUUACAUAUCCGGAGAGGACUUUGAACAUUUUAGAAUACCCACCUUUUGAGCAAAUAGCACUGGAGAAUGCUGAGCCUCUGAGUAGUGGAGAGACAUACGUCAUUAACAUUUAUUAUACUGCUAAUCUAUCACAUGGGUUUAGUGGUUUUUAUAAGACUAGUUAUAAAACACAUGAAGGGGAAAAAAGAAUUCUUGCUUCAACCCAGUUCGAAAGCACUUCAGCACGAAUGGCAUUUCCUUGUUUCGAUGAACCAGCUUUCAAAGCCAAUUUUUCAAUCAGGAUUAAAAGAGAGAAGCAACAUAUUGCACUGUCCAACAUGCCCAUUAUUAAGUCUUUGCCAACAGCAGAGGGACUUUUUGAAGAUCACUUCGAUGUGAGUGUGAGGAUGAGCACGUACUUAGUGGCAUUCAUUGUUUGUGAUUUUAAAUCUAUCAGUGCAGUAACGUCAACAGGAAUUAAGGUGUCUAUAUAUGCUGCUCCAGAUAAAUUGAAUCAAACACAUUAUGCUCUGGAGGCAGCAGUGAAACUACUGGACUUUUAUGAACAUUACUUCAAUAUCUGCUACCCCCUUCCAAAGUAUGAUCUAGUUGCUAUCCCUGAUUUUGAGGUGGAAGCCAUGGAAAACUGGGGAUUGACCAUUUACAGGGAGACUGCACUACUCUAUCACCCAGCAACCUCCUCACAAUCAGACAGGGUGUGGAUUACCAUGGUGGUAAGCCAUGAAAUGGCACAUCAGUGGUUUGGUGAUUUGGUGACAAUGGAAUGGUGGAAUGACAUCUGGCUGAAUGAAGGGUUUGCCACUUAUAUGGAGUAUGUCUCUAAUGAUGCCACCUACCCUGAUUUGCAAGUUGGUGAUCAGUUUUUGGACUUAUGUUUUGACGCUAUGGGAAGAGACGCAACGAAAACCUCCCAUCCCAUAUCUACUCUGGCAGACAGCCCUACUCAGAUUAAGGAAAUGUUUGAUGCCAUUUCUUAUUACAAGGGAGCAUGCAUUCUGCACAUGUUGAGAAAUUUUUUGCCAGAUGAGGUUUUCCAAUCUGGCCUGGUUCAUUACCUUCGAAAAUACAGUUAUGGGAAUACCAAGAGUGAAGAUCUGUGGAACUGUUUGACCGAGCAACACUAUGCAGGAGAACAUUUAGACAUCAAGGAGAUUAUGAACACUUGGACACUCCAGAAGGGAAUACCAGUGAUAACUGUUGAACAUUAUGGAUCUUCAGUCAGAAUACAACAAGAGCGCUUUCUUAAGGAAAUUCUCCCAGACGAUCCCUCAUGGGCCAUGCUACAAUCUGGCUACCUCUGGCAAGUACCAUUAACUUAUAUCACAAGUGAUUCUCAAGCAGUUGGUAGACAUCUUCUGAAAACAAAAUCUGAUCACAUUGAACUAGAAAGUGAAGCUCAAUGGAUAAAAUUUAAUGUGGACAUAAAUGGCUAUUAUAUUGUACAUUACACGAAUGAUGGAUGGGAUGCAUUGAUUAAUCUGCUCGAUCAGAACCACACACGUCUGAGCCAGAAGGACCGAGUAAAUCUGAUUCAUAAUGCUUUCCAGCUAGUCAGUGCAGGAAAGCUGUCAGUUGACCGAGCCUUGAACUUGACUCGUUACCUCAAUCGAGAGAGUAAGAGCAUCCCACUAUUACACGGUUUGGGUAACCUAGAGGUACUUUACAGAAAGGUUGUAAAAAGAAAUAUCACUGACGUUGCCACAAAUCUAAAGAACUACAUCUUGAAGUUUUUCAAGCAUCUGAUUGAUAAGCAGUCAUGGGAUGAUGCUGAAACCAUGUCAGAUCCACUGUUACGGACCAAACUCCUGAAAGCUGCUUGUGACCUUGAAUACCAUCCUUGUGUUCAGAAGGCUUCUGAUUAUUUUAAUCAGUGGAGGACGUCCAAUGGUACCAUGAAAUUGCCAACCGAUGUCACGGACAUUAUAUACUCCGUAGGUGCCCAGAGCAGUGAUGGAUGGGACUAUCUCCUGACAAAAUACAUGCAAUCAUUUUCGGUUGCUGAAGAAAGUAAAAUUAUAUCUGCUUUGGCAAGCAGCAGAAAUCCAGACAAACUGGCACGGUUAUUGGAACUUGGUUUGCAAGGGGACAACACUAAAGUACAGAAUCUGGUUCUUGCUCUCAGGGCAGUGAGCUGGAACCCAUACGGACAACUGCUUGCAUGGAAUUUUGUGAAGGAAAACUGGAACAAAUUGAUAGAGAUAUUUCAGCUUGAUUCAUUCACUGUUCAAGAGUUUAUAAUUGGACCAGCAUCUCAGUUUUCAUCAAAGGAAGAACUGAAAGAGGUGGAGACAUUUUUUAAUUCUAUUAAGGAGCAGAGCUCCCAGCUGAGAUCCACUCAGAUUGCUCUGGAAAACAUAAAGAACAACAUCAGGUGGCUGGACAGGAAUCUGGGCGACCUCAGGAGCUGGUUACAACACGCAAUUGCAAACCCAUAGCUGUUGGAGAAUUUGACAAAUCAAAAUCCUUUCACUUUGUUUCGGAACUUGGGUCUUGUCAUUUUGUUCUUCCGGUGGUUGAAGUUUUUAAGGAUUCACAGAUUUAGAAGCUAAAACAAAUAUUUGUAGUGCAGCAGGUGAAAAUUGUAUUCAGUAAAUAUAACCUCAAGAUUGCCAUGUAAUUAUCAAACGUUCUUCCCUUUUGAAUACAUGCAGGAACACACACACACACACACACACACACACACACACACACACACACCUUCCUGUAUAUUAUUAUCUGUAAUUUUAAACAACACACAAUUCUAUAUACAUUCUAGCCACUUCAUCCACUUCCUCCACCUUUUUAAUCUGGCAUCUUCAACCUUCCUUUCCAAUCCUAAAGAAGGGAGUUAGCCUAAAACGUCAACUGUUUAUUCAUUUCCAUAGCUGCUGCCUGACUUGCUGAGAUCCUCCAGCAUUUUGUGUAUGUUGCUUUGGAUUUCCAGCAUCUUCAGACUUUCUCAUGUUUGAGUAAAUUCUGCUAUUCAGACCAUCAACCAUCUGGAUCAUUAAGGACUAAGAAUUAGCUGACAUUAUGUUUGAUUAAAUAAUCCUCCUGCCAAUGUUCUUUGCUGAACUUCUAUAUUUUCUGUUUGUUUCCAAUUCUGUACCCAACUUCACAUGACCAUGUUAGGCCUCCAAAUUAGGCCUUACCAGUAUCUUCAGGACUCAUGAAGGUUCUUGGCCUGUGAAGUCAACUCUUAUUUCCUGUCCAUAGAUGCUGCCUGACCUGCUAAGUUCCUCCAGCAUCUUGUACGUAAUCCAAUAUGAUAUCUGUUCUCAAUGCGCAACUCUAAACACCAAUUGAUUGGAAAAAGGCAUACUCAUAAUUGCAGAUUUUGCUUACAGCGAUCUAAUCACUCAAUGUCAUGAUUUAUUGAUUGAAAGCUCUACAUAUUAGGACAGUGACAUGUAUCAUACAUAAUGUAUCAAUCCAUAAUUAAAUAAAUAUGUUUGAAAAUCAUUCUCACUGACAGAAUAAACUAACCUGCAUCUGAUUUUCUUGUUAUGAAUGUGCUGCUGAAAAAACGUUGCUUUCAAGAUAAAUAACAAUUAUAUGUUUAACUUUUGGUAAAUGCUAAGCUCUCUAUUGCAAAUUUAUUUUCAUAGUCAAUGGAAAAAGUUCUUUCUUCUGCACAAGUUAUAAUGCUAAUUUGUACUUCACCCUUUUUAACCUAGGAUGCAUGAAAAUAGAAUUUAAUUCUGAAAUUCAAUGCACGUACCUUUACCCCGAUUGCAUGAACUCUGAACUGAAAGUUCUCUUAUUUUAUUGCAACACUCACAACACGCUGGAGGAACUCAGCAGCUCGGGCAGCAUCCGUGGAAAAGAUCAGUCGACGUUUCGGGCCGGAACCUUUCGUCAGGAUGAAGGGUUCUGGCCCAAAACGUCGACCGAUCUUUUCCAUGGAUGCUGCCCAACCUGCUGAGUUCCUCCAGUGUGUUGUGAGUGUUGCUUUGACCCCAGCAUCUGCAGAUUAUUUUGUGUCUCUUAUGUUAUUGUCCCGUAAAUAAUUUCUGUGUCAAAUUCUGUCUGCAAUAAACGAAAUCCAGCACAGAAUCUAUCGCCAGUUAAAUAAUCCUAAAAUCAAUUAAUUGAUAAAUUAAUUAAUAAAUUAAAGACUAGUUACUUGAUAAAUGUACUCACUAAGUGACAAGAAAUUCUGAAGACCAAGAACUCUCUGAGACACUAGUAGGUGAUACCUGAUUUGAAGAAUACUACAUACUUCAUGUUGAAGUAUUCUGAAGAUUUCCUUGUGAAGGGUUGCACGGGUAUACAUGCAUGAAACUUGUUCUGUUUCAUUGUGAAACAACAAGAUUAAAAGAGUUCAUUCUUGAUCAAUAAAAGAUUUUUGUAUGUGA